Messenger RNA from Theobroma umbraticum, 4331 nucleotides. RefSeq names its product DEAD/DEAH box RNA helicase family protein. NCBI's taxonomy places the organism in Eukaryota, Viridiplantae, Streptophyta, Magnoliopsida, Malvales, Malvaceae. Gene Ontology annotation, biological process: DNA repair; DNA recombination. Gene Ontology annotation, molecular function: ATP binding; nucleic acid binding; DNA helicase activity. The record is from RefSeq and is a predicted model, not a curated record.
UUUGGAAAAAGGUUCAACAGAAGCAUGGUGUCGCAUGGUGUGGUGUCAACUGAGGCUUGGGUGAAGACAAUGAAAAUAAGAAGGAAUUGAGAAGUUCUUGAUGGCUGACAGAAAAGUUUGGAAAGUAAAUCGGGACCUUGCUUGCUAUGUGCUUUAUGCUAUGAUUGAGGUUUGGCUUUUGCAGAAUGGCCAGUUUGGUUGAGAGCAAAAAGGUUCAUAAUCAAAUUUCACAGGGGAACCACGAAUUUUAUUCCUCCGAAACUGGUUCUUGUUUUUGUGCUUUGUAGCGACUAGCAGACUCAAGCUUCGUAACCUUAUAGGCUUAUACUGAUUUUAUACCAUACUGAACCAAUUCAAAUUUAUUACCUAUUAUUGAACCAACAGCAUAACAAUUUUUAGCAUCAACCAUUUACUUUAAUCUAAGGGCUUGGUCAAUUUAUUCAGAACUAAAAAUGGAGCUCCAGAGCGAGUAACAGCCGCGCCUAGCCACGAAUUCUCAGAAGCUAGAACUUUAAAUAAAAUUAUGAUAUUGGUUAUCAAGCAUAUCUAAAAAAGCCCUUGAAAUUUGCCAUAACCAUUUUCAUAAAUAAACAAUUCAAACCCUUUUUUGUUUUCAAAUUUUGAAAAAGGAGAAUCAAAAGAGGUUUUAAAGCACUGGUACUCAUCUAGAUGUAAUGGCGUUUGGAGGCGGGAUUGUGGUGAAAGAAACUGAUGGGUAGGUGAAAGAAGGGAAAUUGGUAAAGAAAACCAAAGAUCCCAUUCUGACGACCAAAACCCAACAGCAAAAGAAAGCACAAAACCCGUACUAUGAUGCCAUUGAAAAAGUUUGAUGUGCAGGGCUAAUGGAAAGGCAGGGCAGCCCGUAGAGAACCCACAGGAUUAUACAUGCUUUGGUGCGCUAGGCAUGUUCUCUUGGUGCAGUAAGUUUGUUUCACAUGGAACUGACUGUCUCAAUCGUGCAUUCAUGUGGCAUGUGUUUUAGUGGGCAAGGGUUGAGAAGUGCUAUAGUUUUUGAAGCAGAGAGAGGAUGUAGGAAUGCUUUAGGAAGAAAAAUGAGGUUUAAUAAUUUUCUCCUCGAUAAAGUUUCAAAAAUUUGUUCUCGAUCCAAGCACAAGUUUUCAGAAAAGUUAUUGGAGGAAGUACAUAAUUAUGAUACAGCCAGUAUUGUAGAUCGCUCAAAGCUGCUAAAUAAGGUAUCAGUUUUGAUGGGUUAUAAUGGUCUUCAUGAUUUAAUUGAGAAUGAAAGACCUGAUGAGCAACCUGAUAGAAAUCUCAAAGACACCACAGAUGAUUUUGAACUUUCCUUGGCAUGUAAAAGAUUUCCUUCCAUCACUUUGGGUAGUUCCCCCCCAGUAGAACUGUAUGAUGAGACAACUAGUAGCUCACGAAUCAGGGGCCUCUUAGCCGCUCAAAGAUUUUUCUUUAACUCUAUGGAUGAAAAGUGGGUUAAUCCAAAUGGUCUGUGUGAAACAUGGCCUCCUCUAUAUCAACCCCUUUCAGAGGCUGGUUCUUCUAUAGUAGUAGAAGAAAGUACAGACAAUUUGCAUCAGUCUUCUUGGUCUACAACUUUGGAAUCUGAAGAUAAGUCAGAUCAUCUACUUACUGUGGCAAAAAGUACUGGCAAUUUGCAUCAAUCUUCUUGGUCCAUGACUUCAGAAUUUGAAGGAAAGUCAGAUCAUCUUACUGUGGAGGAAUCUUCUAGCAAAGUGGGGUUUGAACCACAGUCAGAUGCUGCAACUUUUGAUUUAUUUCUUGAUAGAUCCAUCAGUUGCAUUCCUGGUUUAAGUAAAAGGCACUCUCACCAGCUAGAAGAAUGUGGCUUUUACACUUUGCGGAAACUGUUACAUCAUUUUCCUCGGACUUAUGCAGAUUUACAGAAUGCGCAAAUUGAGAUCAACGAUGGGCAGUACUUGAUUUUUGUUGGGAAAAUUUUGUCUUCAAGGGGAAUUCGAGCCAGUUAUUCUUUUUCAUUUCUUGAGGUGGUUGUGGGUUGUGAAGUUGCAAAUAAUGAACCAACUUUGGGGCACAUAUAUGAUGAUGAUAGGGAUACUGAGGAGGAGAAGACUAUCUAUUUGCAUUUGAAGAAGUUUUUCCGCGGUGCUCGUUUUGCUUCUCAACCUUUUCUUAGAAGUCUUGAAGGAAAGCAUAAAUUGGGAGAAUUUGUAUGUGUUAGUGGUAAGGUGAGGGCUAUGGGUACUAAAGAUCACUAUGAAAUGAGGGAAUACAGUAUUGACGUGCUAAAAGAUGAAAAUGAUUCAUCUGUUCUCACAAAAGGGAGGCCUUAUCCUAUCUAUCCUUCAAAAGGUGGCUUAAAGCCGAAUUUUCUCAGAGACAUCAUUGCAAGGGCUUUACAAGCUUUGCCGGUCAAUAUUGAUCCAAUACCUGAAGAAAUCAUCCAAGAAUUUGGACUUUUAUGUCUCCAUGAUGCAUACAGUGGUAUUCACCAGCCAAAGAAUUUAGAGGAGGCUGAUUUAGCUCGCAAAAGGCUCAUAUUUGAUGAGUUCUUCUAUCUACAGUUAGGACGCUUUUUUCAAAUGCUUGAAGGUCUUGGCACAAAAAUUGAAAAAGAUGGAUUGCUGGACAAGUACAGAAAACCUGAAGUGAAUGCUGCUUAUAUGGAAGAAUGGUCUAGUCUGACCAAGAAAUUUUUGAAAGCUCUUCCAUAUUCCCUUACCUCUGGUCAGCUUAGAGCUAUUUCAGAAAUUAUAUGGGAUCUGAAGAGGCCAGUCCCAAUGAAUCGACUCUUACAGGGAGAUGUUGGAUGUGGGAAAACCGUGGUAGCUUUUUUGGCAUGCAUGGAGGUUAUUGCCUCUGGUUAUCAGGCCGCUUUCAUGGUUCCUACUGAGUUGCUUGCAAUCCAGCAUUAUGAGCACUUCAUCAAUCUGCUAGAGAUUAUGGAGGAGGUUGAGUGUAAACCUUCUGUUGCUUUACUAACAGGAUCAACCCCACUGAAGCAAUCACGUCUGAUUCGUAAGGAUCUCCAAACUGGGAAUAUCUCUCUUGUCAUUGGAACCCAUAGUUUAAUAGCCGAAAAAGUGGAGUUUUCUUCGUUACGUAUUGCUGUGGUGGAUGAGCAGCAUCGUUUUGGUGUUAUCCAGAGGGGAAAGUUUAACAGUAAGCUAUAUUAUACUUCUACAAGCUCGAGAAUGCAAGUGGCGGACUCAGAUGUUUCCUCUAAACAUGACACACAUAUGGCUCCUCAUGUUCUUGCCAUGUCAGCUACCCCUAUCCCAAGGACGCUUGCUCUGGCUUUGUAUGGGGAUAUGUCCUUGACACAUAUUACAGACUUACCUCCUGGAAGAAUACCUGUUGAAACACAUGUCAUUGAAGGAACUGACAAGGGCUUUGAGAAUAUUUAUGCGAUGAUGCUAGAGGAAUUGGAAGCAGGAGGAAGAGUGUAUCUUGUAUAUCCAGUCAUUGAACAAUCUGAGCAAUUGCCUCAGCUUCGGGCUGCCUCUGCAGAUCUUGAGACCAUAUCAGAUCGGUUUCAGGAUUAUAACUGUGGGUUGUUACAUGGAAGAAUGAAGGGUGAUGAAAAAGAAGAAGCUUUGAGAAGGUUUAGGUCUGGAGAAACAGAUAUACUGCUUUCCACUCAAGUAAUUGAGAUUGGCGUUGAUGUUCCAGAUGCAUCUAUGAUGGUUGUUAUGAAUGCGGAGAGAUUUGGAAUAGCUCAGUUACACCAACUUAGAGGACGAGUUGGUCGUGGGACAAGAAAGUCUAAAUGUAUACUAGUAGCAUCUACUGCUGGUAGCCUAAAUCGCCUGAACGUGCUUCAGAAGUCAUCAGAUGGCUUCCACUUAGCAAGUGUGGAUCUUCUUCUACGUGGACCUGGUGAUUUACUUGGCAAAAAACAGUCUGGACACCUUCCUGAGUUUCCUGUUGCCAGAUUGGAAAUGGAUGGCAAUAUUUUGCAAGAGGCACAUGUUGCUGCAUUGAAAAUCUUGAGUGAUUCUCAUGACUUGGAUCGAUUUCCAGCACUCAAAGCAGAACUUAGCAUGCGACAGCCACUUUGUCUUCUGGGUGAUUGAGCUAUGGCAUGGUAAAUUCAAGUUAUCAUAAUUUAUGUUGAGCAUAGGCUGCAGUCUUUGCAUGGGACUUAGACCUUCCUCUUAUAGGAUCCUCUUUAGGUGGGUUACUUGAUUUUUUGGCUGUAUGCUCAUUCGAUGUGCUGUAAAUCCACAAUCAUUUAGUUAAAGCUGUACAGUUUUCAAUGUUGUAUAUUCUACUGUGAAUAAAUGAAGUUGAUUGUUCCAUUUAAAAGAAAAAGGUUGAAAUACAAUUCUACAAGUUCAUAAUAGUGGCAUGUCACAGCAUCUAGCCACUUCGAGUAA